Messenger RNA from Salvelinus sp. IW2-2015, 2284 nucleotides. Its product is annotated as cleavage and polyadenylation specificity factor subunit 2. Gene Ontology annotation, cellular component: mRNA cleavage and polyadenylation specificity factor complex. Lineage: Eukaryota; Metazoa; Chordata; Actinopteri; Salmoniformes; Salmonidae. Gene Ontology annotation, molecular function: RNA binding. Gene Ontology annotation, biological process: mRNA 3'-end processing by stem-loop binding and cleavage. The record is from RefSeq and is a predicted model, not a curated record.
ACCGGAGGACUUCCUGGUACCAGAGCUCCAGGCCACUGAGGAGGAGAAGAACAAGCUGGAGUCGGGCAUGGCCAACGGGGACGAACCCAUGGACCAGGACUCCUCAUCCAAAGUACCCACCAAGUGUACUUCCACUACGGAGAACCUAGAGAUCAAAGCCAGGGUAACUUAUAUCGACUACGAGGGRCGCUCGGACGGUGACUCCAUCAAGAAGAUCAUUAACCAAAUGAAGCCGCGGCAGCUGGUGAUCGUGCAUGGCCCCCCCGAGGCCAGCCUGGACCUGGCCGAGUCCUGCAAGGCCUUCACCAAGGACAUCAAGGUCUACACGCCCAAGCUGCAGGAGACUGUGGACGCCACCAGUGAGACACACAUUUACCAGGUGCGGUUGAAAGACUCACUGGUGAGCUCGCUGCAGUUCUGCCGCGCCAAGGACACAGAGCUGGCGUGGAUCGACGGCGUACUGGACAUGCGCGUGGUCAAGGUGGACACAGGCGUGCUGCCUGAGGAGGGCAUGGUGAAAGGCGAGAAGGGAACUGGCGAGGAGGUUGUGGAAGACAGCGAGCUGGCCAUGGACGUGACCCCUGCUGACGAUGCCACCACAGACCAUAGCGUGGUGGCGCAGCAGCGCGCCAUGAAGACGUUGUUUGGCGAGGAUGUGCGCGAGCUGUCGGAGGAGAGUGAUGUCAUCCCUACCCUGGAGCCUCUGCCUGCCCACGAGAUCCCAGGCCACCAGUCAGUGUUUAUCAACGAGCCGCGCCUGUCCGACUUCAAGCAGGUACUGCUGAGGGAGGGCAUCCAGGCUGAGUUUGUGGGAGGAGUGCUGGUGUGUAACAACAUGGUGGCCGUCCGCAGGACGGAGGCGGGGCGCAUCGGCCUGGAAGGAUGCCUGUGUGAUGACUAUUAUAAGAUCCGUGAGCUGCUGUAUCAGCAGUAUGCUGUGGUGUAGGAGGGAGGAGCUGCAUCAGCAGUAUGCUGUGGUAUCCUGUAGGAGAGAGGAGCAACAUGCAGCAGAGAUGGUGUCAGUCAUGACAGUAUCACACAGACAGGAUGGAGGAGAGUGAGGACUAUUACCCAGAGGACCACAGGGUUCUAGGUGUUCUCCACACACAGGCUGCCUGAGCUCCCCUCGGGAGCCUCCAGCUGUUUGAAUUCCAACUGCUGUGUUGAUUUGUCGUCCCCCCCCCCCCAUUUAAAAAUCUGUUUACUGUUUAUUGUGUGUCUUUCCCCACCGCAGUGAGAGACAGAUGGGCUUUUCUGGAGUGACCUCUCCUUGAUGUGACCCUUAGGGUAAUUUUUACCUCUCCUCAAGCCCCCUCGGCUCUGGACUGGGCUGGCGAGGUGAAAGCUCACCGCUGGAGAGUCCCAACAUCGUUCGACGUAGGCUGGAAUGGUUUAUCAGUGUAUCUGUUGUUUUGUGUUUCUCUUUAAAGCUGCAAUAUGUAAUGUUUUGGUGACCCAACCAAAUUCACAUAGAAAUGGGAGUUUUUGAUAUGUCGUUCUCAUUGAAAGCAAGUCUAUGAAGUGGUAGAUCUGUUGUAUUUCGAUGCUUCCCAUUACGUUUUGUUUUUGCAACUUUUACUUUCGGAUUCAUACACCAGCCUCAAACAGCCAAAAAAUGCUAUAUUUUGGGUUAUUGAAAAGAUAUUUCACCGUGGUUUAGAUAGUACAAUGAUUCUCUACAGUAUACAUCGUUUGUUUUGUCACAUAAACUGAGAUUAUUAGAAUUUUAGCAACCAGGAAAUGGCGGCGCGAUUACUGCAUAUUGGACCUUUAAAUUCCCUUUUCUGAACAAAUAAAUGUGUUUGUUUCCUAUAUAUUUUCCCGUGGGUUGAGAGGGGAACGAGACGUGUUUACGCUGUAGGCAGGGUUGGGGGCAAUUCAGGAAGUGAACAGUGUUUCAAUGAGGUCCAAUUUUUUUAUAUUUUUUUAAGUUUUCAUUUUUACUUCCUGAGUUGAUUAAAUGGAUUUGCCUGUAUGUAGGCAGGUUCCAUUACAGGGGCUUUACUAAACGGUACUGCUGCAGUUACAGUUUGACGCCACUUGAUGGAGCCAUGUUUCAUCCAUUCUGUCUGCCUCAGAUUCCCUUUAUCAAGUGUGUUCACACAGCAGCAGUUCCAGGGUUAGAGAUGACAUUGUCCCUGCAGUGAUAUCUUGGUAAAUUAGCAUAAUGCACUGUCAUGUAAAUAACACACUAGAAUAGUACAUUCUCUCAUGCUUGUAUUUCAGGUAACUGAAAUCAGGUUUAUUAUGAGACCGAGGAAAGUAAAAAUUGAUUUUAAAAUGG